GCGCAAGCGCACUGAGGGCGGCCUGGUCGGCGGCGGCGGCUGCAGCUACACUGCCCGGCGGUGGCGUGAGCACCUGAUCUGGCUCGCCUUUGCCUCCUGGCCCCGGUUCCCCUCGACUCCACGUGCUUCGGCCCUGCUUAAGUUCUUUCGCUUCCUCAUAUCCCGGCCCCGGCCGCCUGCCUCCAUCGCCGCGAUGAUGAUGAUGGCGUUGAGCAAGACCUUCGGGCAGAAACCCGUCAAGUUCCAGCUGGAGGACGACGGCGAGUUCUACAUGAUCGGCUCUGAGGUGGGAAACUACCUCCGUAUGUUCCGAGGUUCUCUGUACAAGAGAUACCCCUCACUCUGGAGGCGACUAGCCACUGUGGAGGAGAGGAAGAAAAUAGUUGCAUCGUCACAUGGUAAAAAAACAAAACCUAACACUAAGGAUCAUGGAUACACAACCCUGGCUACCAGUGUCACUCUGUUAAAGGCUUCAGAGGUGGAAGAGAUUCUGGACGGCAAUGAUGAGAAGUACAAGGCUGUGUCCAUCAGCACGGAGCCCCCCACCUACCUCAGGGAACAGAAGGCAAAGAGGAACAGUCAGUGGGUGCCCACACUGCCCAACAGUUCCCACCAUCUGGAUGCUGUGCCUUGCUCCACGACCAUCAACAGGAACCGCAUGGGUCGGGACAAGAAGAGGACCUUCCCUCUCUGCUUUGAUGACCACGACCCAGCUGUGAUCCACGAGAAUGCAUCUCAGCCUGAGGUGCUGGUCCCUAUCCGGUUGGACAUGGAAAUUGAUGGGCAGAAGCUGCGGGACGCCUUUACCUGGAACAUGAAUGAGAAACUGAUGACCCCUGAGAUGUUUUCAGAAAUUCUCUGUGAUGACCUGGAUUUGAAUCCACUGACGUUUGUGCCAGCCAUUGCCUCUGCCAUCAGGCAGCAAAUUGAAUCCUAUCCCACAGACAGUAUCCUGGAAGACCAGUCAGACCAGCGUGUCAUCAUCAAGCUGAAUAUCCAUGUGGGAAACAUCUCGCUGGUGGACCAGUUUGAGUGGGAUAUGUCAGAGAAGGAGAACUCACCAGAGAAGUUUGCCCUGAAGCUGUGCUCUGAGCUGGGGCUGGGAGGGGAGUUUGUCACCACCAUUGCUUACAGCAUUCGGGGACAGCUGAGCUGGCAUCAGAAGACCUAUGCCUUCAGUGAGAACCCCCUGCCCACAGUGGAGAUUGCCAUCCGGAACACAGGCGAUGCUGAUCAGUGGUGUCCACUGCUAGAGACUCUGACAGACGCUGAGAUGGAAAAGAAGAUUCGAGACCAAGACAGGAAUACGAGGCGUAUGAGGCGUCUCGCCAACACUGCCCCGGCCUGGUAACCAGCCCAUCAGCGCUUGGCUCCCACAGUGUGUUCAGAAGAUGGAGCCGUCUCUCCUUCACCUGGCGAAGAGGGAGGCAAAGGGGCAGCCUGGGCAGUCCCGUGGAGCACAGGGCAGGGAGCCUACCUGGUGGCCCUCCCUCCAGGACACAUUCCAUUUACUGAGCUCCAGUCCCCAGAACCCCUAUCUCUGGUUGAGAAGAAGCCUUGUCUGGGGUUGUGUUUUGUUUUUUAUAGGAGCCCCAGACAGGGCUAGUAACACUUUUUAAAUAAAAGGAACAGGUCUCGUUCCAUUUCUUCAAA
This is a messenger RNA of Condylura cristata (star-nosed mole), 1653 nucleotides long. It is a transcript of the gene SMARCB1, whose product is annotated as SWI/SNF related, matrix associated, actin dependent regulator of chromatin, subfamily b, member 1. Gene Ontology annotation, molecular function: transcription coregulator activity. Lineage: Eukaryota; Metazoa; Chordata; Mammalia; Eulipotyphla; Talpidae. The coding region runs from base 194 to 1351 and encodes 385 amino acids. Gene Ontology annotation, biological process: regulation of transcription by RNA polymerase II; chromatin remodeling. The record is from RefSeq and is a predicted model, not a curated record. The transcript is spliced from 9 exons. Gene Ontology annotation, cellular component: nuclear chromosome; nucleus.